AUAAAAUUGCCAUCCAGGACUAGGUUUAUCAAGUGAUUUGAUUAGUCGUCAAGGGCAAAUAAAUCAAAAGGCUGUUACAUUCCUUACAACAAAGACCACAUAUUUUUGUGUGUGAAGGAUUAGUUAACUUUUUGUGCUGUUUCCGAAAGUCAGUAUGUCGAAAAUGUUGAAGAUUUUCGAUCUCAAAAACAAAUUAGGGGAGGGACGUUAUGGUAUCGUUUACAAAGGAGACUGGGAUGGAAAAACGGUGGCCAUCAAGCGAAUUAAACUAGAUCAGUGCUGCAAACAAGAAGAAGAAGCCAUGAAAAAACUCGAACAUCCAAAUGUCGUAAAAAUUUUUCACGCCCAGAGUGACGAGAAUUGCAGAUAUUACUGUCUUGAAUUGUGUGAUGGCUCGUUGGACCAAAUGUUAUCUAAAGACAAGGACCCAGAAAAAUUCUUGAAGGCCCACCCAAUGUUAAAACAACUGUGUAAUAUUCUCCAAUUAGCUACUGGCCUGGAAUACAUUCACAAACAGGGACUGAUCCACCGUGAUCUCAAGCCGGAAAACGUUCUAAUUAAAGAAACUUUGAUGAAAUGGGCUGAUUUCGGACUGAGUAAACAAGUGAAUGAAAGAGGAACUUGUUCUAUGAGUGAAAUCAAAUGGACAAGGGAAUGGUUAGCACCAGAAUUAUUGAAACUACUCGUCACCGAAGAAGAAAUAACGCAAAGGGGAACAAUCAAGAGCGAUGUGUUUGCAGAAGGCCUUGUCUUUGGAUAUUAUCUUUCCAAUGGUCUUCAUCCUUUCGGUUCUCGUGAUGAAAUUCACUCUAACAUCCUUAAAAACAAACUAAUUAAUCUAGAUAAAUGUCAACUAUGCGCGUAUGACAUAAUCAAAAGAAUGUUAAAAGAAAAGCCGGAAGAUCGAAUCAAUUCGUCAGAUGUCGUUGAACUACUCUCUGAAAAGAUUGCUAAGCAAACGCAGUUUUUGGAAUUAUGUUCGAGUGAUACCUAUCCUAGUUUGAAGGAUGUCAAAUCCUUACUAGAAAAGGGUGUCGAUGUCAACUUUGUCGAUUUAAGCGGAUGGACUCCCCUUGCAAUUCUGAUAGACAAAAAAAAGGAUGGCGUUAACAAUUUGGUUGAAAUAGUGCGGACCUUCCUAAAAAAUGGCGUUAACCUUAGCCAAACGUUAAAAAAAAUAUCUUACAUUUAUUCUGCAAGAAGUAUCAAGAGGACAAUUUAA
Molecule: messenger RNA, 1222 nt
Organism: Daphnia pulicaria
Lineage: Eukaryota; Metazoa; Arthropoda; Branchiopoda; Diplostraca; Daphniidae
Product: serine/threonine-protein kinase/endoribonuclease IRE1-like
Exons: 4
Coding region: 155-1222 (355 amino acids)
Biological process (GO): protein phosphorylation; IRE1-mediated unfolded protein response; intrinsic apoptotic signaling pathway in response to endoplasmic reticulum stress
Cellular component (GO): IRE1-TRAF2-ASK1 complex
Molecular function (GO): protein serine/threonine kinase activity; ATP binding; RNA endonuclease activity
Source: RefSeq, a predicted model, not a curated record